Molecule: messenger RNA, 1342 nt
Organism: Trichomycterus rosablanca
Lineage: Eukaryota; Metazoa; Chordata; Actinopteri; Siluriformes; Trichomycteridae
Gene: anxa4
Product: annexin A4
Exons: 13
Coding region: 197-1162 (321 amino acids)
Cellular component (GO): cytoplasm
Molecular function (GO): calcium ion binding; calcium-dependent phospholipid binding
Source: RefSeq, a predicted model, not a curated record
CAAACCCUGUGGUGUCCACUCCCAAAUCCACAUCACCUUCUCUCCACCAGCACCACCAGCUCCAUACUGCUCACUGCUUCACUCCUUCACUCCUUCACCUACAUCCCAGUGACUCCGGGUGCACCACACGACUCAUCAGGAUCACCCCCUGCAGCAGCUGGUUUUGUGUCUCUUGUUCUGUGGAUCUGAAAGCAUCAUGGCAGCGCUGGGAAAACGCGGUACCAUCUCUCAGGCUUCAGACUUCGACGCUGAAGUGGACGCAGAGAAGCUGAGAGCCGCCAUGAAGGGCACAGGUACUGAUGAAGCAGCGAUUAUUUCUAUUCUCACUAAACGUACGGUCGCACAGAGGCAGGAGAUCAGAGACGCUUAUAAAACAUCUGUCGGGAAGGAUCUCCUGGACGACAUUAAGUCGGAGCUGACGGGUAAUUUUGAGAAGGUGGUGUGCGCAAUGAUGAUGACCGCGCCCGCUUAUGACGCCUACGAACUAAGAAGUGCCAUCAAGGGAGCUGGAACUGAUGAAGCCUGUCUGAUCGAGAUUUUGGCCUCCAGGACCAACGCGGAAAUUAAAGCGUUUACUGCCGUCUACAAACAAGAGUACGGGCGUGACCUGGAGGAUGACAUCUCUGGAGACACGUCUGGCAUGUUCCGGAGGGUCCUGGUGUCUCUGGCUACGGCUGGGAGAGACGAGAGCACCGCCGUGGAUGAAGCUCUGGCUAAACAGGAUGCCAAGGAGAUCUUCGACGCAGGCGAGGCGCGCUGGGGAACGGAUGAAGUGAAGUUUCUGACCAUCCUGUGUGUGAGGAACAGGAACCAGCUCGUUAGAAUGUUUCAGGAGUACAAUCAGAUUUCGGGCCGGGACAUCGAGGACAGCAUUAAGAGAGAAAUGUCCGGCUCCCUGGAGGACGUCUUCCUCGCUAUAGUGAAGAGCAUCAGGAGCAAGCCGGCCUUCUUCGCCGAGAGACUCUACAAAUCUAUGAAGGGUUUGGGAACUACUGACAGCAUUCUGAUCAGGGUGAUGGUUUCCCGUUCUGAGAUUGACAUGGUGGACAUCAAAGCCGAGUUCCUGAAGCUGUACGGGAAAAGUCUUCACUCCUUCAUUAAGGGCGACACAUCGGGCGAUUACCGUAAGGUCCUGCUGGAGCUGAGUGGAGGAGAGAUCUGAACCGCCACCGCCCUCAUUUAGCAUCUUUAUUAGCAGAUUGUGUGUUUACUUAAUGAGCUAAAUCAACUUUAUUAAACUGUAGUUAAUAUGUGUUUCUUAGUCUAAACAUUUCACUAAAGUGUCCAACAUUUCACUGUGUAUGUGAUGCCAAAUAAAAAUGAAGGGUGUUUUAAACACAAA